ACUCGGUACUCGCAACUAGAUUUAGUUGCAAACUGGUGCUUGUCACGCUCGGAAGAUUCAGAGUAUUCAGGAAGUAUGGAAAUGGAGCUGGCCAUCGUGGCGUCGCUAAUCUCCUUGGCGAUGGGACAGAUUCCACCGGAGAAGUCGUGUACUAAAUACUUCCAAUAUGUGAACAGUUCUCUCGGUCUUCAAGGCGAGAUCACGCUGCCCACUUUGAAGCAGGGUCACAAUCGCAUCGACUUGGUUUUCUCUCAGAUGGGUGAUCAAGAUGACACCUCCGUGGGUCAGCUGAAACCGUAUCCGGAUGAGAAAGGAACUCAAUUGAGCACCGGGCCCUAUAAGUUUCGGAUAGCCCUCAAACACAGUCCGACCCAUGGAUUGCCCAAGUUGGGGCUACUCUCUUACAACGAUCAGCCGCUCUGCUCGAGCGACGAAUGUGAGUUUUUAGAUCUGGAAUACGUUCUAUACGUAACCUACUACACUCGGUCCUAUGAGUUUCUCAAAAAUGAAUCACUGGACAGUUCCCGUUCAUCACCAAUAGUUUGCGGCAGACAGGGCAACAUAGCUCCGCAUUUUGUGCAGGGCAAGAAAUUCCCCCUGGGACGAUAUCCCUGGCUUUCUGCCAUCUAUGACAAGGAAUCAGGCGCUCUUUUAUUCAAGUGCGUGGGAACUCUGAUCUCCGCCAGUGUGGUUAUAAGCGCCGCCCACUGUGUUUACCAGAAGCAGGAGAACAGCGUGGUCAUCGGAUUAGGUCUACAUGAUCUGAAUAAUUUCCCAGAAGUAGGGACCGAGCUGCGUAACGUAAAGCGACUGCAUUCCCAUCCGGAAGUCACAACCAUUCUUAAUUCCAAAGUGGAUAUCGCGCUGAUCACCAUGGAACGGCCAGUCACGUUCAACAACAUUAUAGCACCGAUUUGCUUGUGGUCGGCGGAGGCGAGCCGUACAGUGAGCACUGCGGGAGUCCUUGCGGGAUGGAAAAUACAUAGGGAUAGCUCUGAAAAGCAGUAUCCUUGGGUAAUAGAGGUGGAGAUCUUCAAUGCCACGGACUGUAUCCGCGCAAAUCCGAGUCUAAGCGACUUAGUGAAGGAGGAAAGCCUGUGCUCGGUAAAUAGCGAAGGAUCUGGUCCAUGUUUCGGCGGAGGACUGAUGGUCCAUCAGGGCGAUCGAUGGCUACUCCGGGGAAUUGCAUCUAGCGGGGAAUUCAAAGUCGACCACACAUGUAAUCGUCACCAGUACUGCGAUCUGUCUCACCAUAUUGACUGGAUAAACGAUAAUAUAACCUGAGCUCUGUAGUUUCCCAUGAAUAUUAAGUACAAUUCAAGUUUAAAUUUUAUUUAUAAAAUACAGUUGUUAUAAAUGUUAUAUUUAAAUAUAAAAUGUAUUCAAACAAA
Drosophila takahashii is the source of this 1391-nucleotide messenger RNA. NCBI's taxonomy places the organism in Eukaryota, Metazoa, Arthropoda, Insecta, Diptera, Drosophilidae. The record is from RefSeq and is a predicted model, not a curated record.